AUGAAUAGAUUAAAUAAGUUUGCAUUUAGCAAAAAGCUAAAUAAAAUUAUUCAGACUGAAGCUGAUAGGGAAAGGAUAAGAAAAAAUGUUGGAGAAUCUGGAACAUACGAAGAGAAUGGGAAGGCUUAUUAUUAUAGGGAUGGCAAAAUAAACAAGUUAGAUUAUGUAAAGAAUGAAGAAUUGAAAUUGCAAGCCAAAUUAGAUCCUUACAUACAAGACAAGGAGACAAAAUAAUAAUUGCCCUAUUUUGUGAUAAGUGGACUUUUGGCUGUCUUCUUGGGAUCUGUAUUUUUGAGAUCACUAAAGAAACCAAAGAAGCAAACAGAAGAAGUCGAUAAUUCCAAUUACGAAGCCAACUAUUAAUAGGCUGUAAAAGAGUAGGAGGAGUAUGAUGAGAUGAUCAAACAGGAGAAAUUGAAAAAGUUUAGGGAGUAAGAGAAUAAUGAUAUGAAUAAAGACAUGAAAAAAAGAGAUUUUAAGUGA
Molecule: messenger RNA, 483 nt
Organism: Paramecium tetraurelia
Lineage: Eukaryota; Ciliophora; Oligohymenophorea; Peniculida; Parameciidae
Exons: 2
Source: RefSeq, a predicted model, not a curated record